Molecule: messenger RNA, 1462 nt
Organism: Paramormyrops kingsleyae
Lineage: Eukaryota; Metazoa; Chordata; Actinopteri; Osteoglossiformes; Mormyridae
Source: RefSeq, a predicted model, not a curated record
GUCACGCGCAGGUAAGUUUGCAACGGUUUUUGGCGGCUUCUCAAAUCGGAUUCCGUCACAUACGGAGAAAGCUCAGGGUCGUGCUUAAAAUCUACGAACAGUGUGUUUAAGUUACAAAAUGUUCGCAUAUGUUUAUUUUUUAGACGACCGUGUUAAAGACUCCGUUAAUGUUAAAGACAUUAAACACUUUGAUCCUAAAAAUACGACGGAUUUCUCAUCGACGCAGACCUACUGGAUUCUGCAAAAAGGACGGUUCACGUCAGGACAAAUUUUAUUCAUGAAAGAAACUUGUGAAGAAAUUGAACAAUUUCUGGCAACUGGCAAAAGAAUUCGAGUGCCAAAGCUGCUUGAUAAAAUUCCACCAGAAAACAAUACUUCAGAAAGGAAGGAAGCAAAAGAUAAUGCUGUAGGUAACAUGAAAAGGCUAAUUAACGUCAUAAAAAAAAAAUAUUUUAAGAUAUUUCAUUUUAACUUGCAUUUUCAGACAGCACAGAAGACAAGCAUUGAGGAAGGAAGGCAGACAUUUCUGAUGGACAUUUUAAAAAAGAGACAAGCCUUGAAAAGGAAACAACCACUAUGUCCUCCUCAUUCUACAACAAAAAGGGAAAAACUCAUUGUAGAUGAUGAAAUAUCAAGUGAGAGUGAGGAUGAACUAAUUCAAAAAUCGAAAUUUGAUGAACUUGAAAAGAGGUACAAAUUGCUGUCUCGGAAAUAUCAAGAGGCAAUUGCUGAAGGGAAGGAAUUGAGGAAAUUAAAUGUUGAACUUCAGACAUGCUUAGUUGCCAAAAUUCUUUGUGGCAACAAUACAUCUCCAGGCUCUAUUAAGGCCCUUCCAGUGACAACUGGCAACAACACAUCUCCAGGCUCUAUUAAGGCCCUUCCAGUGACAACUGAGAACAGCUUUGAACAAAUUUCAGAGAAGCAUGAGGUUGAUAUUGGUGAAGGUGUUUUUGUACACAGUGGAAAAUGGAAAAAGAUACAGGAUAAUAUAAAGGACAGCUUGUUCGUGAAAGAAAUGGCAGUGUGCAUUUGGGGAACAAGCACACUGGCCAACCGUAGCCUGGAAGGAAAAAGUUGCCCCACCACAAAAUCUGAUCCCAGACCCCCUCUGACACCUCACAAAUUCAGAGCACUUAAAUGUUGCUUUCAAAAGUGGCUGAAGGGCAAAAAUUUGGAUGAAGGAGAGCUGAAGGCCAGAGCAGGAAAACUUGGGCACUAUAUAACAGAAAAAAUUCAAGACAUCAACAAAAAACUUAAGCCAAAAAAGUGAAUUUGCAUGUGAUGUAAGCUGCUGAAAAUUGUUAGUACUUUUUAGUUCAGUAAUGUUCAUUAGGGUUAUUACUGCCAAUUAAUUACAAUAAAUAUUUUUUCUCAUAUCAAUUUAAGGACACAAAAAAACAAAAUGUGUUUUGAUAAACAUUGUUGAAUGAUUCACAUAAAUAAACUGAAUUCUCCUCCUGAA